UACCCUGAGAUCACAUGGGUCUGAGCUGAGCACGUGAUCGCAGCAUAAAAGUAUAAAGAAAGAUGCAGGAUAAGAGCUGCCUAACUCAAAGGCUUCUCAGACUCUGGAGAGAAGAGAACAAAAAGCCCAAAGAGAUACAAAAGAACGGAUAACAGUUACAGAACCCAAAGAGGCAAGAAUGGCACAGUGCACUGAAGGAAUGUCUCGGGACCUGUCGGAAGCCUUGAAGGAAAGCACCAAAGAGGUGCACGCAGAAGCAGAGAGCACAGAGUUCAUGAUGAGCUUCCAGAAGGGGAAGGUGUCGCUACGGGAAUUUAAGCUCUAUUUAGCUUCUCUGUACUACAUCUAUUUGGCUCUGGAGGAGGAGUCUGAGCGGAAUAAGGACAACCCAGUCUAUGCCCCUGUUUACUUCCCAGCUGAGCUGAAUCGCAAGGCUGCCUUGGAGGAAGACUUGGAGUAUUUCUAUGGCCCCACAUGGAGGAAGGAGCUCCAGUGCCACGAGGCAACUCAGAAGUAUGUGGACAGGCUUCAUCACGUGGGGCAGUAUGAACCUGAGCUUUUGGUAGCCCAUGCUUACACCCGAUACCUGGGAGAUUUGUCUGGGGGCCAGAUUCUGAAGAAGAUUGCCCAGAAGUCUCUCAAUCUGCCCAGUACCGGAGAGGGACUGUCUUUCUUCAACUUCCCUGGAGUGACCAACAUCAGCAAGUUCAAACAGCUUUAUCGUGCUCGGAUGAACAGUAUCCCCAUGGACUCUGAGACUGAGGAAAGAAUCCUCCUAGAGGCCAAGAAAUCUUUUCUGCUGAAUAUAGAGGUGUUUGAGGAGCUGCAGAGGUUGGUGAGUCAAGCACAACUGUUGGAGAAUGGCCACCUUGCCCAACCCAAGCUAGACCUUCAUGCAAGAGGAAUCAACAAAAAACACAGUCCAAAGGAAAGUGACCGGGCACAAAUGAGGCAUAAGGACAUACUGCCCAGCACGCCACUUCUGCGUUGGAGUCUUGCCCUUUUAUUCUUAGCAACAACAGUCGCCGUGGGCUUGUAUGUCAUGUGAACAGAAGGGACCUUAAACAUCUUUCACCAGCACUUGCCUAUUCCUAAACUAGCAGGUCUUUCCCUAAUGGAGGAAGACCUACUUAGAAGACCGAGAUCUGAGCUUAGCUGUUCUGAUAUUACUUACAACAUAAACAAGACAAAUGGUGUAAAAAUUCAGAAGGUGGCAUGAUGGAACAUUUCUCUAAACAUCCUGAAAUGCAUUUAAACAAGGAGAAAGCCACAAGGACAAAAGACUUUGCCAUCUAGGAUACCUGAGAAAUAAAUUUUGCUGCUGGAACUUUGUACCAUGUUUAUUUUGUACAACUGUCUCAUAUUAAUGUUGCUUGCUUCUCCUCAUCCUAAAACACAAUGCAUUGCUCAAACCAUGGUUUUAUGUGAGAUGUUUCUUUUUUUUUUAAACACAUUUGCACCUCUGCAACAAGUUUUGCAAAAACAUACACCAAAAUAUCCUCUUGUAUUUGCAACUUGCCUUUAUGAAGUAUAUGCAUAACUAUUAAAGCUGCCUACGUAUUUACUGAA
Molecule: messenger RNA, 1569 nt
Organism: Elgaria multicarinata webbii
Lineage: Eukaryota; Metazoa; Chordata; Lepidosauria; Squamata; Anguidae
Gene: HMOX1
Product: heme oxygenase 1
Exons: 5
Coding region: 179-1048 (289 amino acids)
Biological process (GO): heme catabolic process; heme oxidation; response to oxidative stress
Molecular function (GO): heme binding; heme oxygenase (decyclizing) activity
Source: RefSeq, a predicted model, not a curated record